AUGAAAGACAUCAAAGUUCGUCCAUUACAUCAUUUUCUCUGCUUGUUCGCUGAUCCCGUACCGAUCAACAACAACACUCAAGAAUCAACAACUUCGGAACAAUCGAACAACAAUAAUUCGAAAUCAAGAGUCUUAUUUCAAGAGAAAUCACCAGAAUGGAUCAUGGAUGGUAUUGGAUUUAAACCUCUCUUUCUGAGGGUAUUAUCCUUCUUGGAUGAGUACGAUUUGGCUCAGAGCAUCGAACCAGUUUGUAAAUUAUUUAGAAAUUUUGCCUUGUCUGAUGCCUUGUGGGAACCUUUGCUGUUCAAUGUGAUGAAGGAGAAGGAAAAGUGGACGAAAGAGGUUUUGGAGGCUAGAUUAAACCUAGUGAAAGAUGAAACUAGUUGGAAACAAAAGAUGAUAAAAAUUGUCAGAAUGUACUAUAGAGAUUUGGGUUGUACAGAUUUGUCAUUUUCCACACCAGGUGAGAAUGGAUAUUGGGGUGUUGAAUGUGCCGAGUGUGGUGCCAAGAUUGAGCAUAGGGAGACUUAUAUUUGGGACAAGGAUUCUAGUGAUAACUUCCAUAUUGAUUGUUUUCCUAAGGAUAGAUUUUAUGAGCUAGUUGAAAAUGUCAAUCAGUGCAGACAUAGUUAUGGUUAUGUGGAAAGAGAGUUGAUCAAUGCAUUCUUCAAACGUAGAAUUAUUGGAAGGGUCAAAGCCAUUGAUGAAUUUGAGGAAGAGGAAGAGGAAGAACAAGAGGAUUUGCCCGAAUUCACAUGCGACAUUUGUGAGGAACCUAUUACUGGAAUCAGAUACAAUUGUCUUGAUUGUGGAGAAUAUGAUUUGUGUGGCUAUUGUUGUGAAAAGAUUGUCAUGAAACAAAAGGGCUCUGAUUUGCCAAUUUGUAAAGAUGUCGAUCACCCACACGAUCACAUUUUCCAAACUAUAGGAGAGGAGAAUUUCGAUACCUAUUCUUGCAAUGCUUGUAAAGAGAAAAUUAGAGGUUAUCGUUAUGUCGAUCCAGAGAAGGAUGACUAUGAUUUAUGCACCAUUUGUUUCUAUAAGGCACUUCAAGAACCAGCUCCAACUCCAUCCUUUGAAAGAUAUGAUGUAUUUGGAAACAAUUGCAUUGAUGAUCUCUUUACUGAAUUCGCCAAGAAAUUGCUCUUAAAGGAACUCAAAGAUGUUUAUGCAGAGCUAGAUGAAGAAUCUGGAAACCUCCCAAAGAAAGAACUUGCUGAAGAACUGGUCAAUAUUUUGGAAGAGAAGAGAGACGAUGGCAAGUGUCCAUUCUUUUCCAAGCUGGUCUCUAUUGUUCCAAGAUUUUGCUGCAAAGAUAGUGAGGGAAAUAUCCUUACUGAAACUGCUUGCAAUGCUCUCGUGCACACUCUGGAAGUUGUGAGCAAUAAUGAAAAGGCUGCCAAGCCACCAAAAAAGAAGACCAAAACUGAUUAAUAUUCUCAAAUGUAGUUUUAUUGUGUAAUAUAUUUAUUUCCUAAUUUAUUAUU
Molecule: messenger RNA, 1487 nt
Organism: Naegleria gruberi
Lineage: Eukaryota; Heterolobosea; Eutetramitea; Acrasida; Naegleriidae
Exons: 1
Coding region: 1-1434 (477 amino acids)
Biological process (GO): endosome organization; mitophagy; aggrephagy
Cellular component (GO): amphisome; aggresome
Molecular function (GO): K63-linked polyubiquitin modification-dependent protein binding; protein kinase C binding; zinc ion binding
Source: RefSeq, a predicted model, not a curated record